Molecule: messenger RNA, 911 nt
Organism: Serpula lacrymans var. lacrymans S7.9
Lineage: Eukaryota; Fungi; Basidiomycota; Agaricomycetes; Boletales; Serpulaceae
Exons: 4
Coding region: 143-589 (148 amino acids)
Source: RefSeq, a predicted model, not a curated record
AUCUUCCCAUCUCCCACUACGGUUCCCAAGAUAUCGCACAUUGACCACCUUCCACAUGCGGAUAUCCUUCCUCGGCCUUCGUUUCCCCGAAUACCUAGCAUAUUUGCGAUGCAUCCGAGUCAUCUGUCUUCAGUUGAUUCCCAUGGUCCUGAAGGGAGUACCAACAAGAAUUCUCUCCCUGCUACUCCAGGCUCUUCUGUGGACUGCUUCAAAGGUUGAUCAAUUGCGCGCAAAUUUAGCAAGAACACGUGCAUAUAUUAAAGAUGCAUCCACGAGAGAAAGCGCUAUAUUGGCUGAACUUAAGAAAUUCGGAGAAGGCGAUCCUCAAGUAACUGCAGAUUCUCAGGCUAUUGCUUGUAGUCCGCUUUCACAACAAACAUGUGAACAUCAAGCUCAAAAUAUGAUUGUAGAAGAGGCUUUGAAAGAUGAAAGACGCAGACGUGAAAGUGCCGAGCAACUAAUCAGAGACAUUGAAAAGGAGUGUAGAGAACCUUUCGUGGUUCCCGCCCUGCUUCAGGCCUUUGUCGACAUUUCCCAAUUAGCUGCCAGUGAUGGAGCCGAAAACCAUACACUAGUACGUUCAUCGUAGCGCAUGGGAAAUAUUCUUAACUUUUCGACAGUAACAAAAAUUUACUAAACACCAUAUUUCAGCUUUGACUACCCAGCAGAUAUUUGUAAGAUAGGACUCAUGCAAAUACGACUGCUAUCACGUGAGCUAUCUUGUCACACUUACAUUUGUUUGGCGGGGGUAAACUGCCUGAAAAUAGUGUAGAAAUUAGAACAACAAAAAAUCGUGAAAUCUAAAACCUGAGGAUUAUAAGGAUCAUCAUUCCCGAAAUUCCUCAGGUUCUCAAUUUCUUGUAUCUGUGCUACCUAGUCUACUACACCCCCAGCAAUGAUUUAUUUGUGAU